Molecule: messenger RNA, 1423 nt
Organism: Durusdinium trenchii
Lineage: Eukaryota; Dinophyceae; Suessiales; Symbiodiniaceae
Source: the annotation of a GenBank genome assembly
CAGAAGCAAGCCUCUCCUCUUGUUGUUUGCCGAUGGCCGGCUAUGAAUCUGUGGCAGAGCCUCUGAACGACGAGAGCUUGGCGGUAGCGAGAGAUGCUUCGGUUUGGAAGAGGAGACAUGCUCUCCUCCUCGUGUUCACCACCCUUUGUGCGGCCGCGCUUCUUUUGCUAACGCACGGGUUCUCCGAAGUGGAUUCGAUCCCAGACAUGCAGAGACUGAUUGCACUCUCCAGGGAGGUGGAUCCCGACCUUCUGAACGUGGCAAACCAGCCCUUCGAGACCUUCGCCAAUCGGAGCCUCCAAGGAGGCCGCCUGCCUGAGGCCUAUGAUGUCGAGGCCAAUUUGGGCAUUGCGGUUUGUGUGGUUGAUGCCGGACAGGCCCUGUUUCAACUGGCACAAGGGCUCAUGGCCUUCAAUGCCGCGAGCACCGCCUGCCCUGAUGAUGAGAGCGAAGAUGCCAAAAAGGCCUGUGCCGCGGCCAUUACAUAUGGUCUAGCAGGGGUGAUGUGGAGCGUGUCUUUCACCUCCUUGGCGGUCUCGGACUGCGCUGGCUCGUUGAACCUGCAGGGAGCCUGCUCGGCGGACCUGACCUCUUUGAUGGGAAGUUUCACCUAUUUGGCUUCAUCCAUUAGCCUGAUGACCCUGAACUGCCCCUCAGGGGGCGCAACAGAUCCAAAAGCCAUCGUCGCGGAAAAUUCUGGGAUUCCAGGACGACGCUUAGGCAACCUGCCUCCGGUGGUGGAGAAGAUUCAGACCUUGGAGGCCAACAAGGCUGCUCAAGCCGCAGCCAAAGCGACCUGCGUUUUUGAUGUGGGACACGCUGCCUUUUGGCUAGCUCGCGUGGGCACCAGCAUCACGCAGGCAACGCUCCAUUGCACUCCGGAGAACGUGGCCAAGGGGGAAGCUGGGAAGGUGGCCUGCGCGGUGGACGUGAGUGGCAUUGUGGGUGCUGCGACCUUCGCUGCAACUGCCAUCAUCUACGCGGUGGUCGGCUGCCCUGCACUGGUGAACAAGGACAACAGCGACCUGAUUUGCGCAGCUGCUAUCAUCGACACAGUGGGGUUGGCCGCAUACUUUGCACAAGGCUUCUCCAGCAUUUCUUCCACCUGCGGGGCCCUGCACACAUGAAAGCUCGGAGCCCUGCAUCCAUGGGGCCAGUGAGGUGGGCAAGAAGACGGAGACCUUCAGUUUGAUGCAGCCGGAAAUUCAAGGAUCAGUGUUCCAAAGAGGCUCUGAUUGUAGUGAGUUCAGAGAUGGCUCUUGUGCCCCAAUGGUUCCACUUCUGGUCUCACUGGGGUGGAGGGGGCCAUCUUUCACUGUAGAGGGCUGGGAGCCGCCGGGCAGGUGGCUUCCACCUGUCCAAAGAGCGUUCAAAGCGACGUUCGACCAAAAGAGGGCACUGUUCGAGUCGACUGCGCAGCGGG